UCGUAAUAUUUUAUUGCAUAAGGUGAGAUGGUAAGUGUGGAUGGUGGUGCGGGUCGUGGGGGCAGGUUGGCACGUCUAGAGGCUGCUGAUCGCGACGCCGGAUUCAGGAUGGCAAUGAACCCAAUAUUCCGCCGGGCAAUGGCCCUAACCCUUCAGCAGGUUAUCCGUCAACACUCAUCUGCAUCCACACUAUCAAAAAUUGGUAAUCGUGAAGUUGUUGGAUAUGGUUUCAAUGGUACACCUGUAUAUGUUGAUCGUGUUGAUUUCCCCAUGCCAGCCAUCCGCUACAAGGAAAACACCCCAGAUGUCCAGGCUUUGCGUGAAAAGGAGAAAGGUGACUGGCACAAACUGACCUUGGAAGAGAAGAAAGCAUUGUACCGUGCUUCUUUCUGUCAAACCUUUGCAGAAAUGAAGGCACCUACAGGAGAGUGGAAAUCAGUGCUGGGGAUAUCAUUAAUGCUUUGCUCAGUAGCUAUUUGGGUUUACAUGUGGAUGAAAGUAUAUGUAUACUCUCCGCUUCCUGAUUCUAUGAAACCUGAAAACCAGGAAGCCCAACUAAAGAGGAUGAUUGGCUUGCGUGCAAAUCCAGUUCAGGGCAUUUCAUCACACUGGGACUACGAAAAGGGUGAUUGGAAGUAAAUGUCAACUGAAGAUAAUUAGCACCGAUUAAUAAUUAAAAAGACUUCAUUUGCCCUGAGUUGAGCAGAUGACCAUCAUAAUACCUUGCAGUACCUGGUUGAUUACAAAAGUUAGCUUAAUUAUCUUAACCAUCAAAGAUUUAUUAUUCUUGAUCAAAGUACAUAAUGUAACAUCUCAUUUCAUCUCUUGCAUUGAUAUCACAGCUUCCCGUUUGGUGCUGCUUCAUAUUUGACGCACUAGAUGUUUUGCUGUCGUCCCCCAUUUGAUCCUCAUUUCAUUUCCCUUAUUGUCCAUUUUUGGCACACGUCAAUAAACUUGCAUGGUCAGGAGGAACGUACAGGGAUUGUGUUAAGACAUUAAACUUGGUGCAUCAUUUAGUUGUAAAUAUAUAUUGUAGAAAUGUGACUUGUCAAUGGCCAACCAGUCAGGGAGAAUUAAUUUCUUAACUGUAAAUAAGAUAUUUAUGUCACUGUCAACUGUGCAAGUAAAUGGUGACCUUUU
Messenger RNA from Procambarus clarkii (red swamp crayfish), 1140 nucleotides. RefSeq names its product cytochrome c oxidase subunit 4 isoform 1, mitochondrial. The record is from RefSeq and is a predicted model, not a curated record. Gene Ontology annotation, biological process: mitochondrial electron transport, cytochrome c to oxygen. NCBI's taxonomy places the organism in Eukaryota, Metazoa, Arthropoda, Malacostraca, Decapoda, Cambaridae.